This is a messenger RNA of Ceratina calcarata, 3980 nucleotides long. It is a transcript of the gene kz, whose product is annotated as putative ATP-dependent RNA helicase kurz. Gene Ontology annotation, biological process: maturation of SSU-rRNA from tricistronic rRNA transcript (SSU-rRNA, 5.8S rRNA, LSU-rRNA). Gene Ontology annotation, molecular function: ATP binding; helicase activity; RNA binding. Gene Ontology annotation, cellular component: intracellular anatomical structure; nucleolus. The coding region runs from base 126 to 3689 and encodes 1187 amino acids. NCBI's taxonomy places the organism in Eukaryota, Metazoa, Arthropoda, Insecta, Hymenoptera, Apidae. The transcript has 11 exons. The record is from RefSeq and is a predicted model, not a curated record.
CCAUGCGACUUCCUCCUCCUCCUACCACGGUACCACCAUGAUGGCCGACACCGCCGAUACUGUCCAUGUUCCCAAUCUGCUCGAUUGUCUAAAUGAUCGAAUAACCGUAAUGUGCGAAUGUGUAUAUGAAAUCACUUGAUAAAAUGGGACGAAAGAGGUACAACUGGAAAGCGAGGAAUGUCACGGAAGUCGAGAUUGACAAUUCUACGACGACAAAGAUUCCUGUCGAUAUACGACAUCGGGAAGACAAAUACGAUGAUUGUAACGCACUCGUCCUACCGAAUGAAAAAAGGAAAACGAAGAACAAAGUUGUAAGAAUCACUACCACUCGGUUACUGUCCAAGAAACGUAGGAAAGAACUUGAAAAAGUUGUAGAGAGGAGGAAAAAGAAAUCACGUAGGGCAGAACUUUUAGAACAACUGGCCAAGGUACAAGCACCCCAAGAGGAGCUGAAACAAUAUGUAUCAUUGACCAGUGUACAGACCAAAGGCUUGAAACGUCACUUUAGGGAAGAAAAAUCGUCUCCUGGAGAUUAUGAGCCGAAUAAUGAAAAUGCGGCAGAGCCGCAGGAGGUACCUGUGAACGCUAUCAAGGGUAGCAAGAAAAGGAGACUGGGAAUUUUAGAAGAUCAGAGACAGCACGAAGCUACUUCGGAUCCAUGCGUUCUCGGAUUCGACGAGUCCAGCGAGAGUGAAACCGAAUCCGAUGCGGGAAUAGAGAAGAGCGAUCUAGAAGAUAGGAAAAUGAUAGAGGAAGUGGAAGAGGCUAAAAGUAUAACGGAAGGUAUCGUUGAAGAAAAGAAGCCGACCGCUGCGAAUGCUGUCGAGAAAGCUACGAUCGAGAAAAGUCCUGCGGUAUUCGUAACGUUGCAAAGGAAACCGGAGAUACAAGCGAAUAGAUUAAAAUUGCCAGUAGUGGCGGAGGAGCAAGCGAUCGUGGAAGCGAUCAAUGAAAACCCGGUGGUGAUCAUCACUGGCGAAACCGGCAGUGGGAAAACGACCCAGGUGCCGCAGUUUCUCUACGAAGCUGGUUACGCUCGUGAGAAGUUGAUCGGAGUAACGGAGCCUAGAAGAGUGGCUGCGACGUCUAUGAGCAAACGCGUGGCCGAAGAGAUGAAUCUUACCGAGAAGGAGGUUUCUUACUUGAUUCGUUUCGAGGGUAACGUCACGCCAGAGACGAAAGUGAAAUUCAUGACCGACGGUGUCCUGUUGAAGGAGAUACAAACGGACUUUUUAUUGACGAAAUAUUCGGUCAUCAUUCUGGACGAAGCGCACGAACGAAGCGUAUACACUGACAUUUUAAUCGGACUGUUGUCACGGAUCGUACCGCUUCGAAAUAAAAAGAAUGACCCGUUGAGACUCGUGAUCAUGUCGGCUACGUUACGCGUCGAGGAGUUCGUAGAGAAUGCUAAAUUGUUUAAAGUGAAGCCGCCGGUGUUAACCGUGGAAUCGCGACAGUUUCCUGUUACUAUACACUUCAACAGAAGGACGAGUACUAAUUACGUCUCCGAUGCGUUAAAAAAAGCUGUUAAAAUACACACUCGCCUUCCGGACGGCGGUAUCUUGAUAUUUUUGACGGGGCAGCAUGAAGUGAAUUUUCUGGUUCGUAAAUUACGCAAGGCUUUUUCCACGAAGAAGGCGAAUAAGAAUAAGAAGAAUAAGAAUAAGAAUAAGAAAAAUAAAACGGAGAGUGAGGAACCGCAAACAGACGAAUGCUUCUCGAAGGAAGAGGAAAGUGUCGAAGAGAAGGACGAGGAUGAUAACGGUGACAGCGACGAGGAUUACCGUUGCAAAGAAGCGAUCCGCUAUAACAAAUUACGAGAGAAGAAGCGGGUACAUCUACCAGAUAUCGAUCUGGACGAUUACUCCGCGAUUCCCAUCGGUGACACUCACGAGGACUUGAUCGACGCGGACGAUGACGAGAUCGGAGAAGACUUGGACGAGGACGAGGAAGAGGAUGAGGACGUGAUCGAUCUGAAGGCUUGUGCUAACGCACAGCCGCUGUGGGUCCUACCAUUGUAUUCCCUUCUUCCGAGUUACAAGCAAGCAAGGGUGUUCGAGCCACCCCCGGAGGGUCAUCGUCUCUGCGUGGUGUCCACGAACGUGGCAGAAACUUCUUUGACCAUACCCAACAUAAAGUACGUGAUCGACUGCGGACGUUGCAAGAUGAGGAUGUACGAUAAGGUGACGGGAGUGAGCACGUACAGAAUCAGUUUCACGAGCAAAGCGUCUGCUAAUCAGCGCGCCGGGAGAAGCGGUAGAACCGGUCCCGGGCAUUGUUACAGAUUAUACUCGUCGGCGGUUUUCAACGACCAGUUCGAACAGUACGGCGAGUCAGAGAUACGGAGGAAACCUGUGGACGAUCUGCUGCUACAGAUGAAGGUGAUGAACAUAGACAAAGUCGUCAAUUUCCCGUUUCCAACGCCACCGGACAUCGUACAACUGAAGAUGGCCGAGAAGAGGCUCGCGAUACUCGGAGCUCUGGAAAAGCCACCGGCGGACAAGGAGGACUCUUACAGUGCCAAAGUAACGCCGCUCGGCCGUAGCAUCGCCUCAUUUCCAGUUGCACCGCGUUACGGAAAAAUGUUGGCUCUCUCGCAUCAGUACGAUCUCCUCGGAUACACGGUGUGCAUGGUAGCCGCACUGUCCGUGCAAGAAGUGUUGAUAGAAGCGUUCGAGAUGGACGGUGGUGGUUCAAGGACCAGGUGGACGCAAAUGAGACGCACCUGGGCUGGCACAGGGAACAGUUUGCUUCUCGGUGAUCCUAUGGUCCUGAUCAGAGCGGUGGGAGCCGCGGAAUACGCCGGAACCAAAGGAAUGUUACUCUCCUUCUGCGAGGAACACGGUCUGCGACACAAAGCAAUCGUGGAAAUCCGAAAACUCCGACAGCAGCUAACGAACGAGAUCAAUUUGAACAUUCAGUCCUUGAAUCUCACCAUCGAUCCUCGAAUGAAGCCUCCGAUCGACGCGGAGGCCAAGUUGCUCCGACAAAUAGUCCUUGCUGGUAUGGGCGAUCGAGUCGCGAGGAAAGUAAUGCCGGACGAAGUCAACGAAGAGGAGGAUAAGACCAAAUGGAAAUAUGCCUACAAGACCAUGGACAUGGAGGACCCGGUGUUCGCACAUUCUUCUUGCGUUCUCCGGAGAACCUGCCCGGAGUGGGUGGUUUACCAGGAAAUAUACGAGACAAACAAAAUGUACAUGCGUGGGGUCACGGCUAUAGAACCGGAAUGGCUACCUAAAUUUGCUCCUUCUUUGUGUCAACUCGGAGAACCAUUGACCGAUCCACCGCCAAGAUACGACGCGGAGACCGGGAAGGUGAUGUGCAAUAUAACCGGAACGUUUGGAAGAGCCGGUUGGAAGUUGCCGGUGAUAGAAACAGAGUAUCCGUUGUCGGUUGACGGAGUCAAAUGGUUUGCGUGUUUCUUUUUGGACGGACAAGUUUGCCCGAAAUUGAAACGAUUCGUCCCCUCGUUGCUGUCGACGCCCCAGAGUAUCAACAAGACGUGGGCCAAAUUGAUACCACGAGUACAAGAGGUGACACAGUUAUUACUCUCUCACGGAAUCAUGUCGAAAGAAAAGUUGCUGGAGACUUGGAAGGCAGAUAGAAAUUUCCUCCUAUCGGCUUACCAAAAAUGGUUACCGGAAUCCGCGCACUGUAACGUCGCGUCCAUUUGGCCGCCUGUACAAUAAACUUUUACACCACGCAAUCGUACAUAUAUUAAUUAUUUUGAUAAUCGUUUAUUUAAUUAAGACUGCAGUAUCGCAUUCGAUGUAUGCGCGAUUCAACUAAAAGCCAUCAGUGUCGGUUUCCUAUCAACUGUGUGUGUUUUACGCACCUGGUACUUUGUCAUCUCCUCUGUUUCUUUCGUGAAUAGAUCACCUCUUUCCGUAUGUAUCGAUACCGAGUAGAUUGUUUGUUAAGGGUAUACGGCAGUGCCCGAAAUGCGUACGACGGAAAGUAUAAACGAGAUUAUUUACAAA